This is a messenger RNA of Colossoma macropomum (tambaqui), 1781 nucleotides long. RefSeq lists its product as uncharacterized. Gene Ontology annotation, biological process: regulation of transcription by RNA polymerase II; cellular response to thyroid hormone stimulus. Gene Ontology annotation, cellular component: mediator complex. NCBI's taxonomy places the organism in Eukaryota, Metazoa, Chordata, Actinopteri, Characiformes, Serrasalmidae. The transcript is spliced from 17 exons. Bases 6 to 1781 code for a protein of 591 amino acids. Gene Ontology annotation, molecular function: transcription coregulator activity; nuclear vitamin D receptor binding; nuclear retinoic acid receptor binding. The record is from RefSeq and is a predicted model, not a curated record.
AGAAGAUGUCUGAGUUAUACUCCAAAUAUUCUGAGAAACCAUGGAGUGAGACCUUUCAGCUGGUGCGUAGGUGCAUGGACAAAACUAGAGCAGACACUAAGCCCUGUGAGACCAUUAAGAAAUGCAUGCAGAAACUUCAGGAAGCUCUGAAUGUGACCUCUGUGAAUGCCAUGGUGACCAGGCUGGAGAUGAUUGCCAAACAGAGAGGACUGGGUUCCCACCGGAGUCCCACAGAGACUGCAUGCUAUCUGACAGCAGAUCUGUUCUACCUGGAGGUGCUUCUGCUGCCUGGGGGAGGGGUGGAGGAUGUGAAGGUAGCCCAGCAUGGUGAAGCUCCUGAGUCAAAUGUGUCACUCCUUCAGCUGCUAAGGAUGAAGAGGUUUGAGGAAUUCUCAGUCAAGCUGGAUGACCUGGCUUCUCUCUACAACGUACCAGGAGACAGUGAUACAAAGAUAAAGGUGUAUACGUCCCUUCAGCAUCUGCAGAAAGACCUACUCAAGAUAUCCAAUUUACCAAGGCGUUUGAUAGAGAGCAAUGUGCAUGUUGACAUGGUUCUGAAUGGCAGAAUUGGGAGCGUCAUGUCUUGCAGAGAAGGAAACCCAAUGAGCAUCCAGUACUACAUCAGCCCCUCAGACGUUCUGAUGGAGAUGUUAUGUCCAGGUGAAAGCAGCCGUGGUCAGGUUGCCAUGGUAGUGGUGGGUGCCAGUGGCACUACACACAGGUUGCAGAUGGAGUCUUUGAUCCCCACUCCCCCUCAAGUGGACUCAGUGGGGCUCCCUGUGUUCAGGCCGCUGUCUGAAGCAAGCUCUGAGCUCCUGCCAGCCUUCUUCCUUCUCAAGCUCCAGCCACCACUGCCCACACUUAACUCCUUCAUCCACAAGAUGAGCCAAAUCACAGAGGGUGUAGUCAAUGUUACACCAGAGACUGGCCUGCAGGGGGAGCCCAUAUUUCAGCUGAUAAAGCAGGCUGGACUGGAGGAAAAGAACUAUAAGAUGUCAGGUGAUGGAAAGGAUGCUCACUUUCUUAAGACUCUUCCUGACACUGAGCUUCAGAGCUAUGUGUUCGGUGAUGCUGAAUGGAAAUGUGACUCGUGGAAAGGAGCUCUAAUUCACACAGUUCCAUUCACUCAUCCUGCCCAUGUGCCUGCCUUAUUGGAGCUCCUUCGCCAUCAGUCAGUCAUCAACAUCCUCUUAGCAAGCUGCAUUUCCAGCCAUGAGCACCAGCCAGGUAUAGCGUGUGACCUCAACUGUGAAAUUCUCCCGGAGUCUGACUGCAGCUUUUCUGUGGCCUUCAGCCUCCUGGACAGUGACUCUCUGGCAGUUUUGAUGGUUUCUGUGGUGGAUUGUCGCCAAGUGCAAUGCAGGCUCCUAACGGGAGGUUUAGUGGAUCACUCUCUAGAUGAUUACGCUUCCAGAGUCCUUACACGAUGCUUGUCCAUCCCCAUCACUAUGAGAGCCAUACGGAAGAGGAUGGCCAGCAUGAGGCCUCCAGCCUGCCUGAUCUCUGAGCCUGCCUCUGUUCUUAAGGCUGAAAGCUCUCCCUCCACGACUCCUCAUCAUGCAGUAGACAGCGUCCCAGCCACAAUCCCCACUGCCCUGCUCUCCCCUGAGCCAAUGGAGGAGGAUGGCCUCCCCUCUCCUCCUGGACACUAUGUCAUGUCUGUUGCUGCCGCCCCAGCGGUUGAUGUUAAUACAGAUGCGGUUGCUAAUCCUUCCCCCUGUGCCUCUGUGGGUGUCUAUUCACACUGGGUGGCCAGCAGCCUCCCAGCAGAGCUGAUUUAA